Messenger RNA from Effrenium voratum, 11459 nucleotides. Lineage: Eukaryota; Dinophyceae; Suessiales; Symbiodiniaceae. The record is from the annotation of a GenBank genome assembly.
CUUAGCUUGGUGCUGAGAGCGCCAUGUAGCCCAUGGUCGAGAGAGCAGAUGAGCGUGCAUCAUGGGUGCUUCGGAGGGUCAGCACCAUCUUCGCAGUGCGCAGGGAGAAGCUGGACAAGUUUCUCCAGAUCUUCUGGGAGGAUCAGAACUCCAGCAGAACGCUUGAUACUUUCCUCAAUGAGGUGGAGGUGCCUGCUGCCUUCUUCCAUUUGUCGGCAAAUGGGGACAGCUGCAGCACUUCGACGGAGCUGCCCACAGCAGGCCAGAUGAAGAAGAAGGUCUUGGCCCUGGUGCGGUCCAAGCACGAGGUGGAGAUAGAAAUAGGACCUGGCAAGCGCCCUGUGGUGUUUGUCGAGCUGGCAAAGGGGAUUAUGGAUUUGAUCAACUCCUACUGCCACUCGGUCUACCUCUCUGUCCUGAUGAACCCCGCGAAUCAGCGUGGCUGGUCAGACCUUAUUUCGAGAGACCUCAUUGACAAGUUUCACAGUUUUUUGGCGACCCUGCAUGUGACGGUGGGUCUCAUGAAGGGGCAGACUCUUUUGCCACUGCCGCCUCGGGAAGCUGUACAGGAUGGCGCUGGCCAAGGCAAGGCGAAUGCAGCCAGCAAGGAUCGAGUUCACGUGCUCGAGGGAGCAGUGAUUACCUGGACGAAGCAGGUGCGAUAUGUGCUGAAACAGGAGCCGGAGCACGUCUUCAGAGAGGGCAAUCCUCAGCCUGAUGCAGAAUUGCAGUUCUGGCGCAAUAGAGCCAACAAUCUGAACUCCAUCCACAUGCAGUUGCAGAUGGAGGGCGUCAAACGAGUGCUGCGGUUCUUAGAGGCGAACAAGAGCACCUACGUGUCGCCCUUCGCGCGCCUGCAGAAGGAGGUGGAGGAUAGCAGGGAGGAGGCAAACGACAACGUUCGGUUCCUGAAGACCUUGGAGCCCUUCGUGAACAGCUUGCUCUCCGAGUCUGUGGACUUUGAGGCCUUGGAGCGAAUCUUCGACGACAUCUUCCACAUGCUAUUGCUGAUUUGGAGGCACUCCAAGUACUACAACUCUCUUGCCCGCUUGGCGGUCAUCGUCCGGCAGCUCUGCAACAGUCUGAUCGCCCAGGCCACGCGCUACAUCUCCAGCAGCAGCGUCUUCGAGAUGAUCUUGCAGAGCGAGGCACAUGAGUGCCAUGACAUGCUGGAGAAUGUCAUGCGGGCGCUGGAAUCUCUUCAGGAGUCUUACCACAACUAUCGAGCCUUGUCAGAGCAAGGCAACUCGAUGUUGGGGAAGGAUACCAGCCCCGGAGGAGUGGGCACUGGCUGGAGACUGCGAAACACCGUGGUCUUUGGUCGAUUGGAAGCCUUUGGAGAGAGGGUCUCAGACAUCCUGGAUUUUGUGAAGACAGUGUUGCAGUUCAACAAGCUGGAGAGAGUCGACAUAGGAGGCACCAAAGGCAAAGUGCUCUCCAAAUGUGUCGAGAAGGUGCAUGAGGAAUUUGAGAAGGCCGUUGAGAAGUUUCGACGGGUUCCCUACGACAUUUUCGACGUGAAAGAGAUGGCCUUUAUAAGCGACUUUCACGAAUUUCGGCUAACUAUUCGUGAUCUGGACCGGCGAUUGGGCAGCAUCCUGGCGGCUGCCUUCCACGACCAGGACACGCUGCAUGGCCGCGCCAAGCUCCUCGAUGCCUUCGAGGGCCUGUUGGAGCGGCCGGUGAUCCAAGCGGAGCUGGUGCGGAAGCAGCAGGUGCUGAUCAACCAGUACAAGCAGGAUGUGGACGAAAUCCAGGCAAACUUCACGGCCAACGAGGAUAAGGUCGACAACUGCGAGCCAGAUGCCCCGAUCUUUGCCAACUUGCCGCCGGUGGCGGGAGCCAUUUUCUGGGCUCGGAGCUUGCGCACUCGCCUCCUGGACCCUAUGCCCAAGAUUGUGGCCUACAACGAGCUCACCAAGUGCGAGGUGCCCGAGAGCUUCAAGGAGUUGGAGCGCCUUCACCGGAGGACUCUGGAGACCUUGCACGACUACGAGCAACGUCGCUACUCCGAGUGGAAGAAGGAGGUUGGAGAGGCCGCAAAGCGGCUGCACAUGCGCCUGCUUCGGCGACACGACAGGACAGGGCUCUUGAAGGUGAACUUCGACCCAGCUUUGGUGCGCCUGCUCCGAGAGGUCCGAUUCUUCCUGAUUUAUGGCUUAGAGGUGCCGCGGGAAGCCUUGACCAUCUACUCUAUGGUGGACACCUACCGGACCUGGACCAGCCAAUUGGAUCAUAUAGUGGGGCUCUAUAACUCGGUGCUGACAGACCUGCUUCCCGUAGAGGAACCGCUUCUCGAAGACCGAAUUCUGAAGAUGGACACGGUACUGGCCCCUGGCCUGACAGAGCUGAAAUGGUCCCGGGAAGAUCAUAUCCCGGACUUCAUUGCUGGAGCCAUGAAAGUGGUCAGCGACGUGUCUGCUAUCGUGGACAUCAUGAAGGGCAACCUGCGCCGGAUUUCCAACAUCCUCUCGCAGUGGUGCAAAGAGUCCAUGUUGGAGCGAAAGCGCGGAGCAAAGCCUGUCUCCGUGGAGGAGUUUGAGCAGAACCACAAGGCUCGUGUCGGAGUACGACUGAUGAAUAUGACAGAUGGAGGCAAGGAGAUCCACCGCUUCGUGAAGGAUUCCAGCGAGUCUCUGAAGAUCUCCAAAACAGCACCUACUUGGAAGGCCUAUGUGGACUUUGUGAACAAUGUGGUGAUUGAGGGAUUUGUCUCGGCAAUCGCUGUGUCCCUCCAGUACCUUUGCGAGAUCUUGGAUCCCCUCAUCAUUGCCAGGCAUGAGAUGCUGCCACUCUUUGAUGUGAAGAUCGAGCUGCAGGGCGACGAGAUCGUGUUCGACCCGCCUUUUGAGGACGAAGACAAUCCGAGUCGAACAACCUUGCGCAGCACUAUCGACAGCUGGCUCAAGGACUUCUUUGCCAUGGCCACUGUCAUGGUGCGGCUGGAUUCAAAUGUUGGAGACUACCUGAAUGAGAUUAAGGAACAUUUCCAGAUGCAAUGCUUGCUGUCCUUGGUAUCAGAGCUGAUCGACAACACCGAGUCCAAGUGCUUGGAGUAUCGUGAAAACUUCAUGAGCCACUCAUUCCUGUGGACCGACUCUGUGGACAAGACCUUUGAGAGGUUCCUGCAGGACAAGCCCAAGGAGCUGGUGGACUUCAGCGAGGGAGGCAUGCGGUUCCGAGACAUCAUGACCCGCAUCAAGGUGGACCUGGGCCCUCCCAUCCCCUCGCUGGAGAGGUUUGAUAAGGAGGUGGCCCGCUUCGAACACCUCAAGCAGGAGUUGUCACUGAAAAAGACACCCACGGACAUCCACUGGUUGCGCAUUGACGCCCAGCCGGUGAAGGUGACCUUGGUGAACUGCGCGCGCAAGUGGGAAGAGAAGUUUACAGGCUUCCUGAGGAAGUUCGUCGAGGAUCGCAUCACCUCCCUCAGCGCCUUCAUCACCUCCGUGAGGACUGGCCUCGGCCCACCUUCAGCGGCAGAGAACCCCGAGGAUGAGCGCCUGCUGUACCAGACGAUGACCAAGAUCCGGGAUGUGAAGUUGGCUCGAGGAGCCAUGCAAAGGCUGUUCCAACCUCUCCGAGAACAGGUGCAGAUGCUGAAGAAGCAUCACUGCAGCAUCUCCGAGGAGUCCUGGAACAACUUGGAGCACGCGCCGGCGCACUGGGCAGAGGUGGAUCGAGCUGCCUUCAAUGAGAAGGAGAAGAUUCUUCCCCUCCAAAAUCAGGAGAUGGUGAAGAUCCGGGGGAAGAUCGAGGGCUUCCGGGAGGACGUGCGCAGCUUCCGCGCGGAGUUCCUGGAGCGCUGCCCCUUCGGGAGUGAAUACGCCGUAUCUGCGAAAUACGACAAGAGCUAUGCCAUUAUCAACAAAUACCACAGAAAGACUAUGGAAAUUCGGGCUCGAGCUGAACAAUUCAAUGAUCUCGAGCUGCUGUUUGAUAUGGCCAUGAGCGACUACCGCCCCCUGAAUGACUGCUUGAGCAACCUGGUGCUGCUCAAGAACCUUUGGGACUUGAUUGUCAUGGUGCGGGAGACCUUCUCAGCCUGGUACAAUGUGCUGUGGGACAAGAUCGACACGGGGCAAAUGAUGGCGACAGUAAGGGAGCUCAGCCACCAGGUGAAGAGUGCCUCCAAGGGCAUGCGAGCUUGGCCCCUCUACUCCUGGCUGCAGGACGAGGUGAAGAAUAUGUCCGCCGCCCUGCCACUGGUGAAUGAGCUGCACUCGGACACGAUGCGGGACCGGCAUUGGGCCAUGCUCAUGGCCGUCACCAAGAAGACCUUCGAGAAGGGACCGGAGUUCAGCUUCCGGCACCUGCUGGAGCUGGAGCUGCACCACUUCUCGGAUGUGGUCUACGAGAUCGUGGAUCAGAGCGUGAAGGAGGCCAAGAUCGAAGCGAAGCUGGAAGGAAUCCGAAAGACCUGGUCCAAGAUGACCGUCGAGUUUGACAACAAUCGAGAGGAUUGCCCGCUCUUAGCGGAUCUUUCUGAGGUGCUGGAGCGCUUGGAGUCGGACUCCCUGGAGAUGCUGUCCAUGACCUCUCAGGGCCGCUUCAUCGAGUUCUGCAAGCAGACAGUGGACGAGUGGAGUGAGAAGCUGCAGACCGUCGACUCUGUGCUACAGGUUUGGGGAAAGUUUCAAAUCAAUUGGUGCCGCUUGGAGCCCAUCUUCAUGCAAAGUGACGACAUCCGCUCCCAGCUUCCAGAGGAUUCCAAGAGGUUCGAGAUGCUAGACAACAGCUGGAAGGAUCUCAUGAUCGAGGCCUCGCGGUCUUCGCUGAUCGUGGAGAUCUGUAUGGCCGAGGGCAGAGCCCAGACCCUGGCUGACAUUACUGAUGCCUUGGACACCUGCGAGCGCUCUUUGAACGACUACCUGGAGCAGAAGAAGAAGUCAUUUCCUCGAUUUUACUUUGUGGCCAACGGCGCCCUGCUGGAUAUCCUUUCAAACGGCAACAAGCCGCUGAAGGUGGCCGAGUACCUGGGAGAUGUCUUCGACGGAAUACGCACGCUGGACUUCUCCAAGGAUCCUCAAUAUGGGCGAAUGGCCUGUGGCCACCGUGCAAAGGAUGGCGAGUUCGUGGCAUGGCCGGCGGAUCCUGGGAUCUUCGUCCUUGAGGGGCCAGUGGAGCAGUACCUGGCUGGCCUGGAGUCCCACGUCCGCCUGGCUUUGAGGGAGAUCCUCGAGCAGGCCCGCACCUCUGCUGAGAGCUGGGAGCUUGGAGACAGGCCACGGGAGACGUGGCUGGACGACUACUGCGCCCAGCUCAGCUUGCUGGCAACACAGGUCAUCUGGACAGAGGAGACGACCAGGGCCUUUGAGGACAUGGAGGCUGGAAGUGAGACGGCCAUGAAGGACUACAAGAGGGUGAAUGAUGACCGCAUAGAGAAGCUUAUCCGGCGCGUCCAGCGGGAGUCAGACAAGGAAUUACGGACCAAGGUCAUCACGAUCAUCACGAUCGAUGUGCAUUCCCGCGAUGUCAUCGAAUCCUUUGUGUUGCAGAAAGUCAACGAAGCAAACGACUUUAGGUGGGGCUCACAGCUGCGCUUCUACUGGACCAUGUACCCACCAGGCAGCAACUUGGUGUCCUUCACUCCAGCGCAUCAGAAGACUUGCGUCAUCAAAAUCUGCGAUUGGGCCACUUGCUAUGCCUACGAGUACGUGGGCAAUGUGGGGAGGCUGGUCAUUACCCCUCUCACAGACCGAUGCUACAUCACGCUGACGCAGGCUUUGAACCUUUGUCUAGGAGGCGCACCGGCGGGCCCCGCGGGGACGGGCAAGACUGAGACCACCAAAGACCUCUCCAGGGCCUUGGGCUUGCCGAUCGUGGUGUUCAACUGCUCUGACCAGAUGACCUACCAGACCACGGCCCAAAUCUUCAUGGGCCUUGCACAGGUGGGCGCCUGGGGCUGCUUCGAUGAAUUCAAUCGCAUCUCCAUCGAGGUGUUGUCUGUGGUGUCGACGCAAUACAAGUCCGUCCUGGACGCCAUCCGUGCCAACAGCAAGACCUUCCUCUUUGUAGAUGAGGAGUUGCGUCUUGUGAAGACCUGCGGCGCCUUCAUCACCAUGAACCCGGGCUACGCUGGCAGAACUGAGCUGCCAGAGAAUCUGAAGGCGCUCUUCCGAUCUGUUGCCAUGAUCGUCCCGAAUCUGAAAUUCAUUUGCGAAAACAUGCUCAUGUCCGAGGGCUUUAUCAUUGCCAGGCUGCUGGCACACAAAUUUGUGACCCUGUACUCAUUGUCCAAGGAGUUGCUGUCGAAGCAGAUGCACUACGACUGGGGUCUGAGAGCUGUGAAGUCGUUGCUGCGGCAGGCGGGAUCCUUGAAGGGCCAGGAGCCGGAAACGGACGAGAACAUCGUGCUCUGCCGCGCGCUCCGGGAUUUCAACUUGCCCAAGAUUACCACCCAGGACAUGCCCAUCUUCCAGCGGCUUAUCAGCGACCUCUUCCCCGGCAUCUCCCCGGAGCCCUUCCUAGAUCUCGAUUUCCGUAGAAUCUGCGAGGACACCAUCAAGGGAAGAGGUCUGCAGCCAGAUCCAGGCUUUGUGGACAAAGUCGUAGACUUUUUGGACAUCCUUAAGGCGCGUGACACGGCUGAGGUGAGGCAUUGCUGCUUCAUCAUAGGCCCCACGGGUGCGGGGAAGACCGAGAUUUGGCGCUCCCUGGAGAUGGCCCUCAUUGCCACCGGCGAGGAUUGCCGCUGGGAGCAGGUAAACCCCAAGGCGAUCACUGCUGAUGAGCUCUAUGGUACCAUCGAGAAGGGAGAGUGGAAAGAUGGUGCCAUUGCGGUGAUCAUGCGUAGCAUGAGCAAGGAGCUCAACGGCUACAAAGAGUCUCACAAACACAAGUGGGUGGUUCUGGACGGUGACAUCGACGCAACAUGGAUCGAGUCCAUGAACACUGUCAUGGAUGACAACAAGGUCCUCACUCUGGUGAGCAACGAGCGCAUCCCCUUUACCCCAUCGAUGAGGAUGCUGCUUGAGAUCCAGGAUAUGAAGCACGCAAGCCCUGCCACAGUGUCCCGUGGCGGGGUGCUGUACAUCAACGAGACCGAUGUGGGGUGGAAGCCCUUUGUGGAAAGCUGGAGGGAGCAGAUGGAUCCUGUGGCUCAGAGCACGUUCUACAUGCUCUUCACGCACCAGUUCGAGGGCAACAUCGAGCAGCUCCGCAAGAACUUUGCCUUUACCUGCCCCAUUCUGGACAUGGGCUUUGUGCAGACGGUCACCUGCUUGCUGGAUGCGCUGCUGGAAGGUGGCAAGGAUGAAGGCAAGCACAGCACCCUCGAACAAUUGAGAAGCUUCCCCACAGAGGAGCAGAAGGCGAUCUACGAGUCCUUUUUCACUUUUGCACUGAUGUGGGCCCUGGGCGGUGCCGUCGCAGAUGACAAGAUCGUGAACCAUCGCAAGGCCUUCAGCGCAACCUUGAGGUCCAUGGCUCGGGGUGUGAAGCUGCCGGAGACUGGUGAGUGCUUUGACUAUCACUUCGAAGUGGCCAGUAAGGAAUGGGCACACUGGGAGACCUGCGUGAAGAAAUACGAGCCCGUGGCUGAAGUGCUUUACCAGAACAUCGUGAUCAGCAACGUGGAGCUGGAAAGAAUGAAGCACUUGUUGGAUCUCCACGUGAAGCGCCAGAAGCCCAUGCUGCUCGUCGGGGUGGCAGGAACUGCAAAGACCACCAUCACGAAGGAUUACUUGGCCGAGGUGAAGGUCAACAGUGACACUAUGAACAGCGCCUCCAUCAACCUCAACAGCUAUACCACUUCGGCUGCAUUGCAGAGCAUCAUUGUGGGCUGUUUGGAGAAGCGGAGCGGUCACACCUAUGGUCCACCAGGGCGCCGCAAGUGCAUUCUCUUUGUAGACGAUCUGAACAUGCCCUACGUCGAUGAUUACGACACUCAGAGCGCCAUCAUGCUGCUGACGCAGGUGCUGUCCUACGGCCAAGUCUACGAUAGAGAACGCCUGGACGAGAAGAAGAACAUUGUGGAUCUGCUGUUCACGGCGUGCAUGAACCCGAAGGCGGGGAGCUUCAUGAUCAACGGCCGUUUGCAGCGGCGAUUCACCGUGGCCACCACGUACUCGGCCACAGCAUCGGCUCUUCACGGCAUCUACACCAAGAUCCUCGGCCGACACCUGCAGGGCUUCGGCCCGCAGACUCAGCGGUGCUGCGAGCCCAUUGUGAAUGCCACUGCAGAGAUCCUGGCCUCCAUCCAGAAUUCCCCGGCCUUUUUGCCCUCCGCGGAGAAGUUCCACUAUCAGUUCAAUCUGAAGGACAUUGCCAACAUCUUCCAAGGGAUGCUCAGCACCAACGGCGCAGUCUUCAGAGAUGCCUCCGGUUCCACCAGGUUCUUGCGGGUCUGGUUACACGAGUUGCACCGCGUCUUCUCCGACCGGCUAGUGCUGGAAUCUGACGCGAAGGAGCUGCAAGCCAUGAUCGAAAAGGCAGUGUCCAAGUGCUUCGUGGGCGUGGCGCCCAACCGCGAGGAGCUCUUCGCGCUGCCCAAUGUCUGCACCGCCUUCAUCUCCGAGGCCUCUGGCCCAGAUCGCCACUACCUGCCAGCGCAGGACAUGCAACAAAUCCGAAAGGUCGUCGAGGCGAAGUUGGAGGCCUACAACAAUGAGCACGCCACCAUGAACCUGGUCCUGUUUGAUGACGCCGUAUUCCAUGUGUGUCGCAUUUGCCGGAUCACGGGGAACCCGUGCGGCAGUGCGCUGCUGGUGGGCGUCGGGGGCUCCGGGAAGCAGUCGCUGGCCCGACUCGCCAGCUUUAUCAAUGGCCAGGAAGUGCUCACGAUCUUGGUGAAUCAGCAGUAUGGCCUCAACGAACUGAAAGCUGAUCUGCAGGAGUUUUACAAGAAGGCUGCUGUGAAGCCUGCGAACCCCCAGGCGUUUCUUCUCACGGACAGCCAGAUCACAGAUGAGCGUUUCCUCGUCUUCAUCAAUGUGCCCCAGAAUGCAGACCCGCGCGGUUAUGAGCCCAAGUCACGCGGUGUGACACUGGCGCCAUGGAUGGCGCUGACUCAGGGAGCCACCCUGGAGAACAACGGAAAGGGAACCGGAGGCCGAGUCGGCCCAGUGGUGGAGGAGGUGGAGGAACCUGCCUUGAUAGCCAGGUGGAAAGGCAGUUGGCGCUGGCAGCACAACAACUUGCUCUACCAGGACCAGCGGGAGAUGCCGAAGGCCCACGGCCUGCUCAACGGCAAGAACUGGGGCCGCAGCUGGUACUUCUUGGACCUGGGGGACAUCUUGAAGGCUCACGGCUUGCUCAAUGGCAAGAUCAAGGAACACGGCAACAGCCGGGACUACCUGAACCAGGACGGCAUGCUCAAUGGCCAGAUCCGAUGCAGGAACAUGGAACCCCAGAAGGCCGUGGAACUCGAGGUGAACCUGCUGAUCCUGAGGUGGAUGAUGACGGAUGAGGAGAAGCUCAGCUCCUCGAAGGCGUUGGCUCGAUGGGCCCCUGGGAUGAUGCGGGAGCUCGCCAGAUGCCUUCGGAAGGAGGUGGACGGUGAGUCGAGAACGAAAGUGAAGGCCCUGUCGUGGGAGGACAGGCCACAUCGAAGGGUGCGACAUCCAGCCGGGAAUGUCCUCUCAGUGGAUUUGAGUGGGCCGUUCAUCAAGGGCAUCGAUGUGGAUGGAGUCCAAGACCGAAGGUACCUGCUCGUGGCUGCGUUCACAUGGCCACAGAUCCACACCGAAGAAGGUGAGGAACUUCGAGAAGAUCUACUACCGGUGGAGGAACAGGUGGAUCAGGACGAGCAGGAGGAAGAAGAAGGCUUCAUUGUGGAAGGAGCCCGAGAGGAGGACGAGCAGCCGGUGAUUCCGGAAAUCCAGAAGGAACCGCACCCGCUGAAGACGUUGUACAUGACGGUCCCGCUGAAGUCCAAGGACAAGCGAGAGGUCUUGGCGGCGAUCCAGGAGGUCUAUAUCAGACUGAGGAGAGAGGGCCACCUGGUGCUGAGACUGCACUCAGAUAAAGGAGGCGAGUUCAUGAGCAAAGAACUAGCCAGCUGGUGCCGACUGAGGGACAUUAGAAAGUCCACCAGGACACCGGAUCAGAUGCAGGAGAACGGAAGGGCAGAGGCCGCAGUUGGGGUCGUAAAAUCCAUGGUGAGGAGGGUGCUGAUAGCAUCACGAUGGGAAUCGAAGUGGUGGCCCUGCAUCGCCCGCUACGUCUCGGAGGUGCGCUUCAAGUUUGACCAGACCGGAGACCAUCCGAAGUAUCAGUUCGGAGAGGAGGUGGUGGUGCCGAAGAGAGCUUGGAAGCAGAAAUCCUUUGAGGCGAAGAAUCAGCGAGGCAAGUACCUGGCCCCGCUCUAUGACAUCACCCACGGUCACGCGGUGAAGCUGGACUGUGACAACAAGGUGGUGGCGGUGUCGAAGGUUCUCUCAGGCUUGCGAGAAGGGGAAGCCCCGAGAGCAGAAGGACAGGAGGAGGAAGAGAAUCCUGAUGGGGAAGCUCUGUUCGAUGAAGCUCUGCGUGUGAGAAGACGGUUGAGGAUGAAGACGAGCGAUCCGAGAAGGAUGGACGAUGGAGGAGGUGAGAAGGUUGCGGAGCGGAUUCGAUUGUUGCGGAACCUCAUCGUGGAGGAGGAAGAAAGGAUGUUGGAAGAUGGAGAAAACGCAGCUGAGGUCACCUUCAAGAUGGUGAGGAAGCUGAAGGAAGAAGAGGAGAACCUGAAGCAGACCGUGCCGGACCACAAGGAGGCAGAGAAGGUCUUGCAUACAAAGAUGGUCUCCACGAAUGAGGUGAUCGCGGACAAGGAAGCCUGGGCAACGUCGAUCAAGAUGGAGCUGGAUUCUCUGAUGACAGAGAAGAAGGCGUUGCGGCGAUUGGCUCCUGGGGAAGCCGCGAAGUUGAUCAAGGAGAAGGGCAACAAGCUGACCGUGGUCCCGGGCAAGGCCAUCUUCAGUGUGAAAGCGGGAAGUUCGCGGCGGAAGACCAGGUUGGUGGUGUGCGGGAACUACGUCGCCCAGAACUCGGAGGCGGAAGGAGACACCUUUGCGGGCGGUACGGACAUCGCGGCGAUCCGCUUGCAGGUGAAGGACUACGUGGAGGAACUGCUGACCCGGCACAAGGACGAGGUGAAGAAGGCGAAGGCGCCCAUGUCCAAGGAGAUGGCGGAUGAGGCGGAGGCCAUCGACAGCGUGAUCCUUGGGGACAGCGUUGAAGCGCUGAUCACGGACAUAUUGGGGCUGGACGACUUCAAGAAGAUGCUGCUGGUCAAGGAGCUGUGUGCCUUGUGGAAUCUGAAGGCCAUGCGAGAAGAGGAUGAACAAAGCAGGCUGAACAAGGCCGUGGUAAUGCAGCCGGAGGUGGACAAGUGGAUCAAGCUGCUGGUGAUCUUGAUCAUGAUCACAGGAUGCCGAGCUCAAGGGAAUCAACAGCCGGAGGAGGAGAAGAUUGACCUUGCGGUGGUGGUCUUGGUGAUCGCAUGCUCGUACUGCCAGCGCUCUGGUGCUCCCUAG